Molecule: messenger RNA, 1894 nt
Organism: Panicum virgatum (switchgrass)
Lineage: Eukaryota; Viridiplantae; Streptophyta; Magnoliopsida; Poales; Poaceae
Product: L-type lectin-domain containing receptor kinase IX.1-like
Exons: 3
Coding region: 23-1894 (623 amino acids)
Biological process (GO): protein phosphorylation
Cellular component (GO): plasma membrane
Molecular function (GO): protein kinase activity; ATP binding
Source: RefSeq, a predicted model, not a curated record
AGCUGCAACGGCGUCCCCGGCCAUGGCUUCCCUCUUCCUCCUCCAUGUCAAGAUCGCCGCCAUCGCUGUGCUCCGCGCCGUGGCGACUACUGACUGCUCGACGGCGGACAACUACACGGCCGGCAGCCAGUACCAGAGGAACCUCGCCGAGCUCCUGUCCAGGCUCCCCGCGGCGGCCGUCGGCAACGGCUGGUUCUACAAGGGCAGCGCCGGGGCGGGCGCCGACGAGGUGUUCGGCCUCAUCAUGUGCUACGCCGACUACAACGCGACGGCGUGCCUCGACUGCCUCUCCAGGGCGCCCGCCGGGAUCACGACGGUGUGCCCGGGCAGCCGGAGCGUCCGCACCAUGUACAGCCCGUGCGUCGUCCGGUACUCGGACACGCCAAUCCCGGCCACCGCCGACCUCGCCAUCUUGUACAGUGUGUACGACACCAUCCCUGUGGUGCCCAUCAGGUCGGAGAGCGCGCGAGCAGCCUGGGUGCCGCUGAUGAGCAAGCUCACCGGUGGCGUCGCCGCCUCGCCGCUGCGGCUCGCCAACGGCAGCACGCCGUUCCCGGGCUCGCAGAGGAUGUACGGUCUGGCGCAGUGCACCAGGGACCUCAACGCCAGCGAGUGCUCCAACUGUAUCUCAAGCUACACGGACAUGCUGGAGAAGCUGUUCCCAAACAACACCUCAGGCGUCAUCAACGGGUACAGCUGCUACCUGCGCUACCAGGUCGGCCAGGAACUCGACAUCACCCUGCCGCCGGCACCGGCGCCGUGGCCGCCAGCUCCGGCGCCGGCGCCGCCAGCUCCAGGAGCUUCAUUGUCUUCCAAGAACCGCAUCGUGAUCGGCAUGUGCGUCGGUAGCACCUUGUUCUUGAUAGUCCUGGCCUUCUCCAUGUGGCUCCUCCGGCGACGGCGGAACAAGGCUAAGCUCCUCGAGGAAGAGAGGGAGAUGGAAGAGGAGUUCGAGGAAGGGGCCGGGCCGAAGCAGUUUCGCUACCGCGAGCUCGCCAUUGCCACCGACAACUUCUCCGACAAGCAGAAGCUCGGGGAAGGUGGCUUCGGGUCGGUGUACAGAGGAUUCCUCAAGGAGAUGGGCGGCCUUGAGAUCGCCAUCAAGAGGGUGUCCAAGGGCUCCAAGCAGGGGAGGAAGGAGUACGCCUCGGAGGUGAGGAUCAUCAGCCGGCUGCGGCACCGGAACCUCGUGCAGCUCAUCGGCUGGUGCCAUGGCGGCGGCGAGCUCCUCCUCGUCUACGAGCUGAUGCCCAAUGGCAGCCUCGACACGCACCUCUACAGCGACCCGGCGCUGCCAUGGCCGCUCCGGCACGACGUCGUGCUGGGGCUGGGGUCGGCGCUGCUGUACCUGCAUCAGGAUUGGGAGCAGUGCGUUCUUCACAGGGACAUCAAGCCGAGCAACGUGAUGCUCGACGCGUCCUUCCACGCCAAGCUCGGCGACUUCGGGCUCGCCAGGCUCGUCGACCACGGCCGGCGCUCGCACACCACGGUGGUCGCCGGCACCAUGGGGUACAUGGACCCGGAGUGUAUGAUCACCGGCCUGGCUGACACCGAGUCGGACGUCUACAGCUUUGGCGUCGUCCUCCUCGAGAUCGCCUGUGGCCGGCAGCCCCCGGUGGCUCGCCACAGGGACGACGACGUGAACCGGCCUCUGGUGGAGGAAGACGAAGACGAAGACGACGUCAUCCACCUCGUGCAAUGGGUGUGGGAGUUCUACGGCAGGGGAGCCAUCCUCGACGCCACCGACGCGCGGCUGACAUGGGAGUUCGACGCCCGGGAGAUGGAGGCGGUGAUGGUCGUCGGGCUGUGGUGUGCGCACCCUGACCGGAGCCUGAGGCCGUCCAUCAGACAGGCCCUCAACGUGCUGCGACCAGGAUUUUGGGUAUUGGUUUGA